ACAGACAUGGCGAAACCGAAGCGCAUGAGCGAGAUGUUCACGUCUUCAUCCGAAAGAGACGCCAACACCACUGCAAUCACAGCGACACCACCAUACUCGAGCGAGGGCCCUACACUACCAAUAAUUGGGGCGUCUGAAGAAAUUCCGGUCCCAAAUAAGAAGCGAAAGGCUCAGAACGGCACUGCGCACACGGAAAAGAAGCAAUCGCAACAGUCGCAACCCUCCCCGCCUACCAUACAUCCGUCGCUGUACGAGCCCUGGACACGACUACCUCCCGACCUCCUCAAACUCCUCGAAAACCAAGCUCGCCUACAAAGCACGAAGAACAUAGUACCAGUCGUCUUCUCGAAAAACCAGAAUGUCAAAUCCGGCAUAAAUCGAUUAAAGACGUACCUGGGGGCCUACAAGGACGCCGCAUCUACAAUUGAGCUGCCCAAAGCGUUGAACAAGGAAGAUGUUGUUAUAGCAGUAUCAGCGCAAGGCGAAGGUACCACCAAGCUGGUAGGAAUCGUAGACAUGGUGCGACGGAUUGUCGCACCGACUGGCAAAGAGCAAGAGGGCAACGGGGACGUGGAGACGUGGGCCAUGUACACGAUGCUUUGGAGCGUCGAGGUCAAGCGGAAAACUAAAGCUACGGAGGGGAACGAAAAGAGUGAGGAUGCUGAGGCUCAAGAUACGCCGGAAGAAGAGGAGGCGUUUGAGCCUAUGGACGUAGAUGAGCGCGGUACUCUUGGGACCGAUGCGAGGAAAGACAAGGCGCUAGUGAGAAAGGUACCGGUGUUGACAGUGUGGAUGACGAAGAAAAGCAUACCUGUUUUCAAGAGCGCAUUCGGCGAACAGAUGUUCUCUGUACUUACGCUAUCGGAUGAUUCCGAUUAAAAGUUUGGCCGGGCCUUAGGCGGGAAGAUGUUUCAUGACGGAUAUCAGCACGUGAACCGUGCAAAGCUAGACAGCGCUUAAAUAGUCAGAUAUAAUAAUCCCCAACCAUGCACAAGCGAAAAAGCUUAGCAUAGUUGCAUGUAAGAUACUAGGAGCCCUGCACAUGGCGGCCAGAAAUGAAUUUG
Exserohilum turcica Et28A is the source of this 1064-nucleotide messenger RNA. RefSeq lists its product as uncharacterized. Bases 7 to 879 code for a protein of 290 amino acids. NCBI's taxonomy places the organism in Eukaryota, Fungi, Ascomycota, Dothideomycetes, Pleosporales, Pleosporaceae. The transcript has a single exon. The record is from RefSeq and is a predicted model, not a curated record.